AUGUCACAGCGAGGGAGGCUGUUGUCUGAUAUGCCACUGACACACUCCACCUCAGUCGAUACCGGCUCCAUGGGCUCGGAAGCGUCACCCACCCCGCCAGACCUGCGGCCCUUGCCAUCAGAACGCCGCCCUGAGACGAGGCCAUCUCCAGACCAAUCACAGCCGCAGCAUGCCAACGCUGCGAGCGGAAGUGGGAUAGGAACAGGUAGUGGCCGUAAAGUCGAACGAUCAUGUACCCUUUGUCACCGCCGCAAGAUCCGCUGCGACAAGAAAUCGCCCUGCUCGUCAUGUGCCCGCGGCGGAUUUCCCUGCUUCUACCCGCAGGCGGGGCAGCCGGUCCGCCGGGUCCGUAAAACCACCAUUGCCGAUGUAGCUAGUCGGAUCUCGGACCUGGAAAAGACACUUGUCGCCGGUGUGGGCCAGCAACAUUUUCGGGGCCGUGGCUCGCCCGCGGAUGGGCCGGCACCGUCGGCGGCUACUGCUGCUACGUCGAGCUGGGAUUCUGGUCGGUCAAUUGCUGGAUCGGCAGGAUUUCAGGGACCAACGACCACCUCGUCUUCCGGAGUACCUGAGAAGGGCACCAGUGAUGAGAUUUUGGUGAGGAAGGGGACGUCUAGUCAGUAUUUUGAUGAAGUUCUCAUCUCUCGGGUGAUUGAAGAGGAACAUGACAUACAGUCAGUGUUGACGACGCCGACUAGCGAGCCUUCUCCAAAGGCAGCCCCCUCGCCGUUCAACCCCAUGGGCAUACUCUCAAGUCCAGAUCUCAGGUUGAAUCUUGCUGACCUCAUUCCUCCGAAAUGGGGUGCGAUAGAGCUGUGGCGGAACUACACCGAUAACAUUGAACUGUGUAACAAGAUCUUACACAAACCGACGGCUGAGGUAGUCAUCUACACGGUGAUAGACGACCCAGACAAUGCCCAGCUUGAGGCAAUGGCUCUCAUGUUUGCCGUCUUCUUCGUAUCUGCCAUUGUCCUCGAUCCAAGUACGGUCCAAAGGAUCACGGGCGAAGACAAAGUUACCGCCUUACAUCGCUUCAAGGUUGGCUUGGAGCAAUCAUUUGCCAAAGCCGACUUUCUUGAACAUCCUUCGGUCAGACUACUAGAAGCACUAGCUGUUUACCUGGCAGCUCUUCGGAUACAUAACCCCGGCCGUGGCCUCUGGACAUUAAACGGCCUAGCUAUCCGAGCCGCCCAGUCUAUCGGCCUACACCGCGACGGAACGAGGCUCGGCCUUUCUCCCUUCGAAUCAGAGAUCCGUCGCCGGUUGUGGUGGCAUCUGGUCGCACGGGACGGAAGAGCGUCCGAAGACUACGGCAUCCAGAACCCGAUUUCCUUCAACCUCCAAGCCGGGGUCAGCUUCCCCUCCAACCUCGAUGACAACGACAUCUACCCGGAGAUGAAGGAGCUGCCAUCCCCGAGGCCAGGCUGGACGCAACUCACGCUCCCGCUCAUCAACAUUCAAAUAGCACGCACAUGGCAUCGACUGGCACAACUAGCGACAGAGUGGAAGGAAAAGCCAGCAACGGAGGCUCUAAGGGUACAGAUAGUGAACGAGCUGCGCGACUACGCCGAAGGCUUCCUAAAGCACUGCAAUCCCGUCAUUCCGCACCAGCGGCAGACGCUGCUGAUUUCGCGCUUCAUCAUACAGAAGAUCGAUCUCGUCUCACAGCAGCAGUGGCUUAACCUUGAACGCCCAGAGGCCCGCGAGUCGUUCGCUACGGAAGAGAAUCUCAACAGGGCGCUGGAGAUCCUCGAGGCCGGCAUGAGUCUCGCGUCCGACGAGUUACUGCGGCCGUACCGCUGGUCUAUGCGCGCGUACCCGCAGUACCACAUGAUUCUUUACACCCUGUGGCAUCUCUGCGUGAGGCCGGAAGGGCCCAACGUGGACCGAGCGUGGAGGGCAGUAGAUGCCUCCAUGGAAAAUGUGAGGCAUGUCGGUGUCGCGUCCGGCCCAGCGGCGAAAAUGACGGUGCUGGAGGCGUUGAGGGCGAAGGCUUUAGCCAUGCGCCAAGGGGUUGUACAGCAAGGUGCUAAUAGCGGCGGCGACAAGGAAAAGGAGGCGUAUCCGACUCCGGGAACAACCGAGGAGAGGCCAGAGGCGGAAGGGGUGGAAAGUGUUCUGGAUGGGAUGGCAGGUGUUGAUGGGAUGGAAUGGAAUGCGAGUAUGCAGGACUUCCCUGAUUGGAGCACAUUGAUGACGGAGUUCCAAGUGGAUGGGUUGGCAUUCCCGAGUUACCUUGACUAG
Molecule: messenger RNA, 2244 nt
Organism: Colletotrichum truncatum
Lineage: Eukaryota; Fungi; Ascomycota; Sordariomycetes; Glomerellales; Glomerellaceae
Product: fungal specific transcription factor
Biological process (GO): regulation of DNA-templated transcription; DNA-templated transcription
Molecular function (GO): DNA-binding transcription factor activity, RNA polymerase II-specific; zinc ion binding; DNA binding
Source: RefSeq, a predicted model, not a curated record